Molecule: messenger RNA, 4272 nt
Organism: Gadus morhua (Atlantic cod)
Lineage: Eukaryota; Metazoa; Chordata; Actinopteri; Gadiformes; Gadidae
Gene: nr2f5
Product: nuclear receptor subfamily 2, group F, member 5
Exons: 4
Coding region: 859-2082 (407 amino acids)
Biological process (GO): regulation of DNA-templated transcription
Molecular function (GO): zinc ion binding; DNA-binding transcription factor activity; sequence-specific DNA binding
Source: RefSeq, a predicted model, not a curated record
CGCUAUGAGACGGCCUGUUUAGUGUCACUUUCACCCCGAUCCGCCGACGGUUCUCGUAGAUGGGACGGACCACUGAAGGGUGAAGCAGGCUCCACUUGACUAGCUGAAGCCUCCUGUGUUUAGACGCGCGGUUCAUCUCGGAGCGCUCACCACCACCACCAAACACGGCUCUAAGGGAAACUCUUACGCACCAGAUCUGGAGAAGAGGGGACUAUUCUUCGAGAGGACUUCGCUUCACGUUGCGCUUUUCCACGGAGGUUCUGGAGACACUUUGAACAACGCGUAAAGAGGCGAUUAUAAGAGCGGUUUGGGGUUUGAUUUAAAUAAUUCAUCCAGGUUUUCCCACUCAGGUGACACUUCUUCUUCAAUCGAGGAAAGCUCAAGCGCUGCGGGAAUCUGACGAUUUCACGUCGGAUUUCACGUGUUCCGUAAGAAAUCGCGUUUACGCUUUAGUGUAUCGACUGUUGGUCCACCUUUACCGUCGUUUUUCCCGUCCCUGCGUGGGGUUUGUUCCGCUGUGGGUCCACGGAGAAGGGGAAGGUGUUUAUGGAUCCACGGCCACGGAGCGACACGAGGAGCUGUGUACGACGCGCGCUCACGAAUCGAUCAUGUUGACCCGCUGUUGCGAUCAGAAACUUUGAGCCAAGUUUACACAAAAAACCCAAACAGAUCAACCCACACACGGACACAUUCGGUUCCAAAUCGAUCUCCCCAGCGUAUCUCCAGAGGAAGUGGGGAAGCCCCGCUCGGUGCGUUUGGUUUUCCUCCAGACGUCAGCACGGAUCUCUGUGUCCUCCCCGCGCGGCGGACGGAGUUGGACUCUCUCGGUGUUUCAACCACCAACGUGUGUCAGAUAGCAUGGCAAUGGUAGUAAACCAGUGGCAAGAGAACAUCUCGGCCGACCCGGGCUCCCAGCUGCAGAUCUGCGGCCAGGAACCGGGAGGAACCCCCGGGACGCCCAACGGAUCCACGCCGGGCAAUGAGGGACUCUCCGGGGACAAGAUCCCCAACGUGGACUGCAUGGUGUGCGGGGACAAGUCCAGCGGGAAGCACUACGGCCAGUUUACCUGCGAGGGCUGCAAGAGCUUCUUCAAGCGCUCGGUGAGGCGGAACCUGAGCUACACCUGCCGGGGGAACCGGGACUGCCCCAUCGACCAGCACCACCGGAACCAGUGCCAGUACUGCCGGCUGAAGAAGUGCCUCAAGGUCGGCAUGCGGAGAGAAGGUGAGAGAGCCGUCCAGCGGGGGCGCAUGUCCAACUCCCAGACCAGCCCGGCGCAGUACCUGACCAACAGCAGCGACCCGUACAACGGGCAGCCCUACCUGUCCGGCUUCAUCUCCCUGCUGCUGCGCGCCGAGCCCUACCCUACGUCGCGCUACGGCGCCCAGUGCAUGCAGGGCAACAACCUCAUGGGCAUCGAGAACAUCUGUGAGCUGGCCGCGCGCCUGCUGUUCAGCGCCGUGGAGUGGGCCAAGAACAUCCCCUUCUUCCCCGACCUGCAGCUCAUGGACCAGGUGGCGCUGCUGCGCAUGUCGUGGAGCGAGCUGUUCGUCCUGAACGCGGCGCAGUGCUCCAUGCCCCUCCACGUGGCCCCGCUGCUGGCGGCGGCCGGCCUGCACGCCUCGCCCAUGUCGGCCGAGCGCGUGGUGGCCUUCAUGGACCACAUCCGCGUCUUCCAGGAGCAGGUGGAGAAGCUGAAGGCCCUGCAGGUGGACGCGGCCGAGUACUCCUGCCUCAAGUCCAUCGUGCUCUUCACCUCCGACGCCAUGGGCCUGUCCGACGUGGCUCACGUGGAGAGCAUCCAGGAGAAGUCCCAGUGCGCGCUGGAGGAGUACGUGAGGAACCAGUACCCCAGCCAGCCCAUCCGCUUCGGCCGGCUGCUGCUGCGGCUGCCGUCGCUGCGCAUCGUGUCCUCGCCCGUCAUCGAGCAGCUCUUCUUCGUGCGCCUGGUGGGCAAGACGCCCAUCGAGACCCUGCUCCGGGACAUGCUGCUGUCGGGCUCCAGCUACAACUGGCCCUACAUGCCGUCCGUGCCGCGCGACCGGCCCAUCUCCCUGCACUACAACGAGAACGGCCCCUGAGAUGGGGGCCGCCCCCCGGGGAGACGAUGGAGCUGGAGACGAAGAGCGAGUGGUUCCAGGAGAUAUUCAGGCUGAUCACCCCCCCCCCCCCCCCCUUUUUCUUUUUUCACCCCUGAUCCGUUGUGUCAUUCGUCCGCCAAUCCGCCUUCCCCUCCACCCAUCCACGGUCCAUCCUUCCAUCCAUCCCUCCAUCGAGCUGAAACACUUUGUACCCCAUCUUCGUCAACGACGACUUCAACUUUCCAAGGAGAACCAUCUCCCGUCGUCAUUCCGUCACAAAACCUUUUAUAAAAAACAGUCUUGACCAGCCAGCCAAUAGAUGUGUGCGCUUCGACGUCCCGAGCCAACGAAGACGACCAAUCGGUGACCUCCUCCAGGGGACACUGCGGCCAAUGCUGAGGCUGGACGCUGCCUUGUCGUCGUGGUCGGCGUGACAGAUUGUUGCACGGUUCACCAGCAGGUCUGUUGGACUCCCCGGAGACGGCGGUGUGGGAAACCUCAAACAAUCCGCUACGCUCUCGAUAUCCUGUUUGUGGGCAGCGAGGGGGAGCAAUACACCAGUGGAGGAGCCCUCGUUCCCAGCGGUCGCCGACUUUUAUUUUGAAGAAAAAAACCCAGAAGCCAUUAAAAAGACGAAUGCCAAAAUUGUCCUUGAACUUUUACAAAGGACUUGUUUAUCGUGUGUGUGAGUGUGAGUGUGCGGGUGUGUGUGUGUGUGUGUGUGUGUGUGUGUGUGUGUGUGUGUGUGUGUGUGUGUGUGUGUGUGUGUGUGUGUGUGUGUGUGUGUGUGUGAGUGGGUGUAUUAGCACUGUUUAUAACUCAUGAAUGUGUCCAUAUGUAUAUCAUUGACCUGUAGACGCUCACAGCUCAGCGCAGUCUGGUUGAGCUUCAGACGUCGGUUUGGGAGGUGGCCAUCCUCAGCCCUAUGGUGAGGCCAACCGCCUCGCCCAUUGAGGGGGGGGCAUCGACAUUUAUCAAGCAGCCUGUGCCAAAGCUGAUAAUGCAUCCAUCUUGUUGAAAAAUUUGUUUGGUGGAUGAAAUUGAGUUUGAGUUUGUCUAUAAUUUGACUUUUUGUUUGUAUCUUGGUAGGGGGGGGGGUGGGAGAGUGUUCUUUAAAAUAAAGUGAACUAAAACGAGAUAAACUAAGGAAUCCAAUCGGAGGCACUUGCAUUGUAAAAUUGAACAAAACACAGAAAUGUAAUCGAUGCUACUGCUUCAGAUUAGCUAGCAGGAUACGCAUCAUCGAUCGUCUUAGAUCGCCGUUUCAGCGUUGAGCGUCAUCCCUUACUACGCCAGGUCAGUGGUGGGCAACAAGUUUCUCUUAACACCUUUAGCAGUUAUAAUGGUGGCACUGGGAGAGCAGUGGGACCCCCCCCCCCCCCACUGGCAGUGGUCUCAAGCUGUGGAACAAAUGGGACGGUUGGGGGAGUGGAUUUUGUAAUGCUCGCUGUACUUGCCUUAGAACAAAGGAUUUUGUCACUACAGAUUUAUUUUAUGACUGUGCCAUAAUCUGUGGUUACCUGUUAUGACAGGUUAUUAUCCCGAGAGGAACUCACACUGAAGGGUUGAUGUGACGCCCGAGUCAAAAGGGAUUUGUGACGACGCAACAAUGCAAAAAUACACUUCUGGACUCAGCCGACAGUAGUCGUGGCGCGAGAGACGGAGAGAGAGAGAGAGAGAGAGAGAGAGAGCGAGGGUCGGUCUCGAUUCGCCGUCACCGCUCGGUUUUAUUUAGCUUUUAUUGUUUCUUUUUUUUCGUACCCCGAUCGUGUAGGUUUCUGAUCUGGAUUGUGAGGCUAACUCCAAGGGAAGGGUUCGCCUUGACCCAGAUUAGGCGUUGCCAUGGGAUACCGCAGAAGAAGAAAAGUGUAUCACUUCCUCCUUGAUCUACUCAGUCGAUGUUAUGGUAUUAUUUUUGAAUGGAAUUUUUUGGACCGUGACAUAGUUUUAGGAUUGUAUGUUGUUGUUUCUGUUUUUUGUUGGCUAGCGGCUUCCUUUGUUUACUUGCGAGGCUGGGGUCGUGUAGGAGAGGCCAGUUUGUUGUUUUCUUUGAAAGCCAUCUUGUACUUUGGACGGAGUGGUCGGUUUGCAAAAAAAUAUUUCACAGAUGAUUUCUAUUAUGUUUUUUCCCCUCCUGUGUUUCUGUUUUGAAAUAUGGAUCCAAUAAUUGAAAUAAAAAUAUGUUGUUCA